Molecule: messenger RNA, 667 nt
Organism: Eurytemora carolleeae
Lineage: Eukaryota; Metazoa; Arthropoda; Copepoda; Calanoida; Temoridae
Product: aspartyl/asparaginyl beta-hydroxylase
Exons: 5
Coding region: 17-415 (132 amino acids)
Source: RefSeq, a predicted model, not a curated record
ACUUCUCAGGGAUUAUAUGUUUGCAACAAGAUGUCCUUUAGGGAGUAUUAAACUAACUUUACUAGAACCUGGAGCAUAUAUUCAACCUCAUGUUGGGGGCCAUAAUCUUAAACUUAGAGCACACCUGCCACUGUUAGUUCCAAGCUUAAACGCCACAGAACCAAGGAACUCUGCUCGGAUGGUUGUAGCUGGAGUCGAGGAGGUUGUGUGGGAGGAGGGGAAAAUUGUCGUCUUCGAUGAUAGUUUUGAACAUGAGAUUUGGAACCUCAGCAGUCAGCCUCGACUCAUCCUUGUCGUGGACCUCUUACAUCCAGAUAUGACCCAGGAACAGUUUGCUGAAGCUGAAGCCAUGUUUAACUUACCUCAGGGUGCACCAGAAACAGGAGUGAAUAUGGCGCCUGUUCAAACUAGUUAGUGAACAGGAAGGACAAUUUCUCCUUUUUAAAGUAGUUUAUGAACAGGGGGAAACAUUCCUUCUGUUCAAAUUAGUUGAUAAAGAGACAAUACAUCUGCUAGUUGUUCAGAAUUUUAAUUAACUACUCACUAGAUUAAAAUAUACUUCUGUGAUACAUUAAUUACUCACUAGAUUAAAAUAUACUUCUGAGAUACAUUAAUUACUCACUAGAUUAAAAUAUACUUCUGUGAUACAUUAAUUCGUUAAGUUUGU